AGUCCCCUUAGGAGGCUCUGCAAGAGAUAGUCACAGAUCUCCAAGCCUGGGACUGUGUUGGCCGCAAUGAAGCAUUGUUUCAUCAUCAUCUUCCUCCUGUCGUGUGGCAUCACUCUCCAUGCAGAGAAUGCUCGGACUUCCUCCUAUUCUGGCCCGUAUGGGGAGUCAUAUGGAAAUCGCUUUUCUCAUUCUGGGUACCAACUCGAGGGGCCCAUAACGGCCUUAAGGGUCCGGAUUAACCGUAAUUUCAUUGUGGGCCUUCAGGUCCGUUAUGGAAAGCAGUGGAGCAACUAUGUUGGUGGCACUUCAGGAGAUCUGGAGGAAAUCUUCCUGUUCCCAAGGGAGUCCAUCAUCCAAGUAUCUGGGAAAUAUAGCAGCUAUAUCCGCAAAUUAGUCUUCGUCACUGAUGAGGGGCGCUACUUUUCUUUCGGCAAGGAUUAUGGCUCCAGUUUCAAUGGGGCCCCGCUGUUCCCAAACACUGUCCUGCGAUUCUUCAGUGGCCAUUACAGUUCCGUCAUUUCCUCCAUUGGAUUCCACUGGGAUAAAUAUCCUGGCGGUUGUAGCACUUGUAAAGAUGGAGUCCAGGAACAAGAGAACAAAGAAAGAGUAGAGUAGAAGGCAGCAGAAAGCCUUCCCUGCUAUCAGUGAGGUCCGUGUAAUAAGUUCCUUCAGCAUCCAACUAGUCUCACAUGCCCUGUUGCCAAUUAUCUGUCUCUCUACAGAUGCCUACUAAAAGAGUAAACCAAACUAAACCUAAGCAACUUUUUCUUCCAACAAGUUUCCCACCCUUCCUUUAUCAUGAAAAGGAAGCGAAAGAAAAGCUACCACCACCUGAUCUGGCCUGCACAUUGCUUGGGAGCUGUUCUUCCCACAAAGGACCAACUGUCAACACUGUGGCUAAUAAAAG
Messenger RNA from Pseudonaja textilis, 907 nucleotides. The record is from RefSeq and is a predicted model, not a curated record. NCBI's taxonomy places the organism in Eukaryota, Metazoa, Chordata, Lepidosauria, Squamata, Elapidae.